AAAAACAUUAAAAGGAAAGGUUUUUAAUAAAGCCUUUGAGAGAGAAGAUGUUUAUUAUAGGAUGAACAAAAACAUCCUCUGUUUCUCUCUUUUCAUAUUUUUCUCCACAUUUCCUCAUCUGGGUCAUCUCCAAAAAUGGUGCUUUUUUUUAAUAAUUCUUCACGUUUCUGGGUUUUUGGUUUUGUGAUUUGAUGAUGCUUUUUUUUUGUUUUUUUCAGAUUUGAUGAUAACCCAAAUUCGCAAUUUGAUUAGGACAACAACAACAACUUUAUUUAUCUGAUUCCGUCUUUGAUUUUCAGACAAGAAAAGUAUGUUGUUUCUAAGUCUUUUGAUUUUUUUCAAUUUCAUCUCCUUACUCGAUUUUUUUUUUUUUGGGUUUCUCUGAAUUGGAGCAGAAAAAAAAAAGAUGGAAUCGGAUCUGGGGAAGCUCUUCAUUGGUGGGAUUUCGUGGGAUACAGACGAAGAAAGGUUAAGAGACUACUUUAGCAACUAUGGUGAUGUUGUUGAAGCUGUGAUCAUGAGAGAUCGUGCCACAGGUCGUGCACGUGGCUUCGGCUUCAUUGUCUUUGCAGACCCCUGUGUCUCAGAGAGAGUGAUCAUGGAUAAACACAUCAUCGAUGGCCGCACGGUUGAGGCGAAGAAGGCUGUGCCUCGAGAUGAUCAGCAGGUGCUAAAGCGACACGCUAGUCCUAUCCACCUUAUGUCACCUGUCCAUGGUGGUGGUGGAAGGACAAAGAAGAUCUUCGUUGGAGGUUUACCGUCUAGCAUUACCGAGGAGGAGUUCAAGAACUACUUUGAUCAGUUUGGUACUAUUGCUGAUGUUGUUGUAAUGUAUGAUCAUAACACGCAGAGGCCAAGAGGUUUUGGCUUCAUCACAUUUGAUUCAGAUGAUGCUGUUGAUAGAGUUCUUCACAAGACCUUCCAUGAGCUCAAUGGGAAACUAGUUGAGGUCAAAAGAGCUGUACCUAAGGAGAUUUCCCCUGUUUCUAAUAUCCGAAGCCCGCUUGCUAGCGGUGUUAACUAUGGAGGCGGGUCUAAUAGGAUGCCUGCUAAUAGCUACUUUAACAACUUUGCUCCUGGUCCUGGUUUUUAUAACAGUCUAGGUCCUGUUGGUCGUCGGUUUAGUCCUGUUAUUGGUAGUGGUAGAAAUGCGGUUUCUGCUUUUGGCCUCGGUUUGAAUCAUGACUUGAGUUUGAAUUUGAAUCCAAGCUGCGAUGGGACAAGUUCUACGUUUGGUUAUAACCGUAUUCCAAGCAACCCUUACUUCAACGGUGCUUCCCCGAACCGUUACACCUCUCCAAUCGGGCACAAUAGAACUGAGUCUCCUUACAAUUCGAACAAUAGAGACUUAUGGGGAAACAGAACCGACACUGCAGGUCCCGGUUGGAACUUGAAUGUCUCGAAUGGAAACAACAGAGGAAAUUGGGGACUUCCUUCUUCUUCUGCUGUUAGUAAUGAUAACAAUGGCUUUGGAAGGAACUAUGGGACAAGUUCUGGACUUUCCUCGUCCCCAUUUAAUGGUUUUGAAGGUUCUAUAGGGGAACUGUACAGAGGCGGCUCAGUCUACAGCGACUCAACGUGGCAGCAACAGCAGCUACCAUCUCAGUCUUCUCACGAGCUAGACAAUUUGUCUCGCGCUUACGGUUAUGAUAUUGACAAUGUAGGUUCAGACCCAUCUGCAAAUGACCCAGAAACUUACAAUGGAAGCUACAAUGUUGGAAAUAGACAAACUAAUAGAGGUAACAAAAAAAUUCAUCUCAAUAAAACUUGUAACUUGGAUACAUUUUGAUCGCAAUCGAAAUGUUCUGAUCUGUGUUUUAUUUACUUGUUGAGGUAUUGCUGCAUAGGUUAUCAAAAACCAAGAAAACAAAAAAAAAAGUUGAGAGAUUUGUAGAUUGAAAGCAACCAAAUUUCAGUUGCAGAGUUUGAACAGGUUCUCAUGACAAAGAAACCAACUUUGUUGAUCACAGUGCCAAAGAUUAUGGUUUGCUUUCUCUUUUGUUAGACCAAAAAAAAAAAAAAAAAAGAGAAAAACAAAGAACCGUUUUUGUUUUUCUUCUUCUUACAUAAAGAUCAGAUCGUAGCAGCCAGACAACCAAAGAUACUACAAGGUGGAUUUAGAUUUGCUUCUCAAAAAAGUUUUUUUUUUUCUUUCAUAGAAUAACCAAACAAAGAUCGUAGAAUUUUCGAUCAAAGAUUCUUCAGAGUUCUGUGCUCUGUUUUGUAAUUGUACUUUUUUUUUCUUGUUUACAAAAUGAAUUGUUCAUGAAAACUUUGUUUUCUUAAAAAAAAAAUUAGCGUGGGAGAAAUAUUGUGUAAGAGAGGGA
Molecule: messenger RNA, 2327 nt
Organism: Arabidopsis thaliana (thale cress)
Lineage: Eukaryota; Viridiplantae; Streptophyta; Magnoliopsida; Brassicales; Brassicaceae
Product: RNA-binding (RRM/RBD/RNP motifs) family protein
Exons: 2
Coding region: 407-1789 (460 amino acids)
Molecular function (GO): RNA binding; nucleic acid binding
Source: RefSeq, marked reviewed